Planococcus citri (citrus mealybug) is the source of this 1867-nucleotide messenger RNA. RefSeq lists its product as uncharacterized. The record is from RefSeq and is a predicted model, not a curated record. The coding region runs from base 328 to 1671 and encodes 447 amino acids. NCBI's taxonomy places the organism in Eukaryota, Metazoa, Arthropoda, Insecta, Hemiptera, Pseudococcidae. The transcript is spliced from 8 exons.
GUAGGUUCAGGUACGAGUACUUAGAUGAGUAGAUAUCAUGUUCUUAUCAUUGUAAUAGUUAUAGCCCGUACUCCCAUGCAAAAUGUUGUUUAGAAUAUUCAAAGAGUGAUUGUGUAUUGCGGUUGCGUAGGCGAUACAGAGAACUUUCUUUUUUUUUGUAAACGUAUCAAUGCGUAUUUAAUUUCUUGAACGAGAAGUUGAGUGAAAAACUAUGUGCAUUCGCGGCAAUUCAUUCAGUAUAGUGAAAUAUGAUUGUUCGGAUGACGUUAAUUUGAAACAAAGUAGAAUCGUUGUGUAAUUUCAUCGAAGUUUUCAUGUUUCAUCAAUAUGAAUUUAUUGAAUAGUUUUUCGAAAGAAGAAUCCGCGAGACGAGGGCAAGACAUCAUUGGAUUUUCUCCCUCUCAUCAGUUUUCAAACAAUUUCUUGAAGAAGUUCAGAGAAGAUGAUGCUAAAAGACACUGUGAACCUGAAUCAUUGACACAUACAAGUGUUCCAACAUUGCAACCAAAACUGAAACAUGGCUCCACACCUUCGAUUAACAAUAGUUUACAAUCUAGUAAUACUAUCACCGAUGUUUCAAAUAAGCAAUUCCGUAGGAAGUUUGGAGAUAUCACAAAUAAUUAUGACGAUGACGUUCCUACCAAGGGAAAAAAAUUGGCUUUGAAGAGAAAACUGAAAGUUAAACAGAGUCGACAGCGAACAACAAAAUGUUUUCGAUCUGAAAUUUUCAAAUUGAGAACACGAUGUUCGCGUCUUGAAGACACGGUGGCCGACUUGAAAAAAAAAUUCGAGCGACAGGACGAGAACGUUGUACCAGCUAAAAUUAUUGACAGAAACGUAGCAGAAGAUACUUGCGACCGAGGACUUACCAUUUAUUCUUCAGAAAAGUCGAAGGACAGCUCUUGUAAUACGGAGGCAUUACCUGAAAAACAUUACGAAAAAGUUGCGUUCGUAAAACCUGUCGAAAAAGUUGCCAAAGAUGAAGAUGGUUACUCUACAGAUUCGAGUAUGCCUCCCUUAGAAGUAUCGAACGAUGACCUUCGUAGUUUGGAGGAACCACUUGAACAAUUUUCUGAAGAAGGUUGUAGUCAAUACUUAGCUCAAGUUGCGCACUCAGAAACUUCCAGAAAUAUUACUGAAGAUAAUCGUGGCAGUUCGACUGCCUCUUCCGCAGAAAAUUCGGGGAGCAGUCCAUGUAGUACGGAGACACCUACCAGGAUAGACCAACUGUUAUCGAAAAAAUUUAUGGAAGAGCACAUUGUAAAAAUCGGAAAGUCCAAGCUGACAUUACAAGAACUACAUGACGAAUGCGCCAAAAUAAACCUUAAGUUGGUGUUGAAAGCGGGAAAAGGAAACGAAGCAGUGUUCAAAUCGUUGAAGAAAGUGCCGAAACCUAAAAACUUCGUAUGCGACUAUUGCGAGGAGGCAAACUUUAAAGAGGGGAAUGCCCUAUCGUGUCAUUACCAGACUCACAAAACCGAUGGUUUUGCCAAGUACGUGGUCCAGUGCUCAUUUUGUGUAGCGAAGCCCAUCAUUGGACUGACAAAUGAACACGUUGAAUCGCAUAUAAAGAACCAGCAUCGUCAAAUGAGUGCCACCGCUAGAGCUCGAGUACGCGAUCGACUUCACAAGCUGGCGCUGUCAAAACAAAAGCUGAAAAGGCCCGAUUAGCAAAAGAAACGAUGAAAGGAGAAAAAGAGUGGAAGUUAGUCGUGUUAUGUUUGUUUAUAUUUUAUCCGUCAAAUUAUUUAUUUGAUUUCGAUUUUUGAUUGUGUUCAUUUAUUCGUCUACCUAUUGGUAUUUAUUUGUGCUUUAUACACCAAAUUAUUUCUUUAUUAUAAUGAAUAAAUUCUUGUUUUUUCUCCAA